Anoplopoma fimbria (sablefish) is the source of this 1707-nucleotide messenger RNA. RefSeq names its product selenoprotein N (gene selenon). Gene Ontology annotation, cellular component: endoplasmic reticulum membrane. Gene Ontology annotation, biological process: skeletal muscle fiber development; calcium ion homeostasis. The record is from RefSeq and is a predicted model, not a curated record. Gene Ontology annotation, molecular function: calcium ion binding. The transcript has 12 exons. NCBI's taxonomy places the organism in Eukaryota, Metazoa, Chordata, Actinopteri, Perciformes, Anoplopomatidae.
AGUUUAUACCGAGAGAUUCCUGCUGGUCGAGGAUGGCUGCAGACGUGCAUAAAACAAUCCCCGAGGAUGAGAGCAACACUUCACAUCUGAGUCCUCCGAGGUCCUGGAUCUGCAGAGGGGUCUGGACGCUGCUCAUCGUCGCCUCUGUCCCUCUGCUCGCCUUUGGGAUCCAGUAUUAUCAAGACAGCCAGCUCCUCCAACGUCAUGAAGAGAGUGUUCGAACCCUGGGUGCAGAGGGGGUUUUUCUUUUCUCCUCCUUGGAUACCGACCAUGACCUUUAUCUCAGUCCGGAGGAGUUUAAACCUAUUGUUGAGAAACUCACAGGAAUUACACCCCCGGUGGAUUUUGAGGAGGAAGUGACCCACGACCCCAAUGGAGAGACUUUGACAUUGGAGGCCAAAAUGCAGCCUCUGCUGCUUGACUCCAUGACAAAGAGCAAGGACGGUUUUCUAGGGGUGUCUCACAGCUCUCUGAGUGGGCUGCGUUCAUGGAAGAGCCCAGCAGUGCCUUUUUCCUCCUUCUCUGCUAGCCAGUUUAGGGCCCUCUUGCCCCCAAAGAACAAGGGGGAAGUGGGUGACACAUGGUGGGUGAUUCCUAGCGAGCUAAACAUCUUCACUGGGUACCUGCCCAACAAUCGUUACCACCCUCCCUCACCAAAGGGCAAAGAGGUUCUCAUCCACUCCUUGUUGAGUAUGUUCCACCCGCGGCCCUUCAUCAAAUCACGUUUUGCUCCUCAGGGCGCAGUCGCCUGCAUUCGUGCCAGCAACGACUUUUAUUAUGACAUUGUAUUCAGGAUUCAUGCAGAAUUUCAGCUCAACGAUGUUCCAGACUUUCCCUUCUGGUUCACCCCGGGAAAGUUCACCGGCAACAUUGUUCUCUCCAAGGAUGCAUCUCAUGUCCGCGACUUUCACCUCUACGUCCCUAAUGACAGGUCUCUGAAUGUGGACAUGGAGUGGCUGUACGGGGCCAGUGAGAGCAGCAACAUGGAGGUGGACAUCGGAUAUCUGCCACAGUUAGAGCUACAGUCCACGGGCCCGUCCACUCCCUCCAUCAUCAUGGAUGAGGAGGGCAACAUCAUCGACAGUCGAGAUGGCGGCAGGGAACCGAUCCAGUUCGUUUUUGAGGACAUCCACUGGACCUCAGAGAUCAGUCGGCAAGAAGCCACACGACGCCUUGAGGUCACCCUCUACCCCUUCAAGAAGGUGUCCUAUCUGCCUUUUUCAGAAGCCUUUGAGCGAGCUGAAGCAGAGAAUAAACUGGUGCAUUCCAUUCUGCUUUGGGGAGCAUUAGACGACCAGUCCUGCUGAGGUUCGGGGCGAACCCUCCGGGAGACAGUCCUGGAGAGUUCGCCCGUCCUGGCCCUGCUCAACCAGAGCUUCAUAAGCAGCUGGUCUCUGGUCAGAGAGCUGGAGAACAUGCAGGCUGAUGAGCAGAACCCUGUGUUGAGUGAAAAGGCCCGAUUACACCUGGAAAAGUACAAUUUCCCUGUGGAGAUGAUGGUGGCACUGCCCAAUGGAACUAUUGUCCACCACAUCAAUGCCAACUUCUUCCUGGACGAGACGGCCAUGAAACCAGAGGAGGAAGGAGCAACUUUCAGCUUCUCUGGUGGGUUUGAGGACCCCUCUACAUCCACUUAUAUCGGCUUCCUCAAGGAGGGGUUGGAGAAAGCCAAGGAGUACCUGGCACCGUAAUUUGUGUGUGUGCGAU